AUGGACGACGGCUACGAUCGCCACGAGGCUGCUCCAGCCGCCUACGACGAUGAGUCCGCCUCCCAUCAUGAAAAUUCGCCCAUGAAAAGUGACCGCGGCGACGACUAUGACCACCACCACCACCAUUCCUCCUCCUCCUAUCAACCUCACAACUCGUACGCCAACUUCAGCACGCCAGUCAGAGACGCUCACGCAGAAGCACGCGCUGCUCUUGAGGCUGUGGCUGCCGCCGCCAGCGCCGGAAAGAUCCAGAUGCCCGAGCCUCACUCGUCCUCCUCUUCUAGCUCCGCCGGCUUCAUGACCACACCGGCCAGCGCAGCAGCCGCCGCCGCUGCUGCCGCUGCCGCCGCAUCCACGUCCGAAGCCGACUCCCCGAGCGCGGGCGCAUCUGCUUCUCCCUUUGGUACUCAUCUCGGCAGAAACAAGGCGUGUCAGAGCUGUCGGGCUCGCAAGCUCAAAUGCGACGGUCAGAAGCCCGUCUGCGGUCAGUGCGCAAAGGGCUGGCAGAUCAAGUUCCGAAUGGCUCAGAACAAGGCCAAGAACAAGAAAAAGGCGCAGGAUCCCGCCGUGCGUGCUGAGCUCGAGAGCCUGCCCGAGACCAUGCCUCCUUGCGUCUACCUGCCCAUCUCUCAACGAUCCUCCAACCGCUCAGCGCGCGCUUCCAUCUCUGCACACGAUGGCGACACCUCCCUUGCUCCCGAUACCCCUUCUGCCUCGGCCUUGCCACCUCCUAUGGACGGCUCUCCCAUGCCUGCCGCAGCAAGGAAGCGAAAACGUGCAGAUGAUACCAACGAUGAACAGAUCUUGCUGAUGCAGCAGGAAAUCCAUCAGCUCAAGCAGCGUCUCGCUCAGGUCACUGGCGUCUUCAACGGACAGUCCCUGGACCCACAACAAGGCGGGGUCGAUGCUGACGGUCGUCAUCCCUCCAAAGACGAGCUCGCGAUCGCCCACAUGCUCGCAACAAGCAUGCCCUCCGGCGAGGGUCCCUCCAACGGCACAGGUCUGCCCCUCUCUGGUUCCUUCGACUAUCAGCAGGCUGUCGCUGCUGUUGCCGCCAACGGCCUCGCAGGUGGCGAUGCAGCCAGCUUUGACGUUCUCGACCCCGCUCUCAGUGGUGCCGCCUACCCUAAUCCGCAUGCCGCGGACCUCCGCACAGACCCACGCAGCGUGGCUCACAAGCAGGCAAAGGUCACAUCGAUCCAGGACGAGAUGGACCUCGACAACUUUGGAACCCCCUUCUUCGAACUCAUGGUCACCAGCUGGCCUGCCGAGUUCCCGCCCCCCAACCUCGUCAACCAGUUGGUAUGCACAUACUUUGAAAAGGCAACCGCUCAAUCGCUCUUCCUCCACCCAACCCGCUUCAUGGAGAGGCUUACGCUGGGGCCCCAACACCCCAGGUACCCCAGCCUGGGUCUGCUCCACAGCAUCUUUGCCCUAGCUUAUCCUCGACUCCGUGGUGCCGACAUGCCUCCCGAUGCCGUUGGCCACAACAUCUUUCAAGGCGCCGCCACAGGCCAAAAGCUCGCCAGUCUCAAGGCGGCCGCUGCCUUCCACGCCAAAAAGGCAAAGGCGCUCGGUGAGCAGGCUACUCAGCAGGGUCGCUUCGAGGAGGCGGCUCAGAUCGAGGCGUUGCUCUGCGCGUACUACUACAUCAACGACCGUUCCAUCGAGGCUUGGUUCUCCUCUGGUCACGUAGGUUCGCUGCUCAAGGGCAUGGAGCUCAACCGUUUGCCUUCCAUCCAGACCUUUGCUUCCAAGCACGACGUUCGCACGACCCCUGGCUCCCGAAAGCAGCCCAAGCCUGCAGUCUACCGCGCCGUGCUCAAAGCACCCGCUGCCACUCCGCUCGAGCACGAAGAGCGGCUUCGACUGUUCUGGAACUGCCUCUACAGCGAUCGUGCUGCUUGCUCCUCGACGCACUGGGCACAGAGUAUCGACGAUCUCGACAUCAAGACCGAGCUGCCAGGUGCCUUUGACGACUUUAUCAAUGGCACCGAUGACCUCGUCUACCGCCCUAGGCAGACGCUCGAGUCGCCCGACCUUUUCACCGCUGGUCAUCACGAUCCCGCCAUCCUCCACCUCAAGGCGGCGAUUCUGCACUCCAAGUGCGUCAGUCACAUGUCGAGGCUUCCCAUCGAUGCGUCGGUGCAGGAUGUGCUCACGCCCAACUUUCAUAAGCUCGACGGCUGGGUGUCGUCGCUCAUCCAGAGCUUCCCUGUGCAUUGGCGCGAUCUUGCAGCGUUCGAUCCUAUCCUACGCCCGUCUUCGGGGUCGGAGGAGCCCCCGUUCUUGAACGACGGUGUCAACUAUCGACCGCAGAAGCAGAUCAGUCUGAUGACGAAUCAGCUUGUGCUUGCGCACUCGCUCAUGUACGGCAGCUGCAUUUCGCUUCACGAGCCGGUUGCGCAUCGGGUGGCGGAUUCUGCGAGGAAAUCGGCGCAGGCAGCGCAGAGCAUCAUCAAGAUCUUGAAGGUGUUCAUUGCGGCGAGGGUGGAUUUGUUGCAGGUGGGAUCGUUGAUGACGUUGAUGAUCGUGUUGGCGGCUAGGUCGGUUACGCGACAGUAUAAGAAGAUGAGGAGGGAGGCGGCGCAGGUGUAUUUGAGGAUGAGGAGGAGGAAUCCGGAGAUGGCGGCGAGGGCGAUGGAGGCGGGCUAUGCGGUGAGUUCGACGGGCAGUGCGGGUAGUCCGGGAUCGAGCAGUGCGAAGAUGGGCGCGACGUACAAUUCGAUGGGUGUGGGGUUGGAUACUUCCGCUUCGGAUGCGAUCGAUGAGGAAGAAGCGGCCGAGGCUGCUGCGGCCGAGGCGAUUUCGACGCACGGUUUCAGCGAUGGCAUCGAGGACGAGUUGGAGUUCGCACUGGAUACGGAUGCGGCGCUGCGUGCGCAGAUCGAUCCAGACGUCCGAUACACAGGUGUCUACUUGUUUUGA
Pseudozyma hubeiensis SY62 is the source of this 2928-nucleotide messenger RNA. RefSeq lists its product as hypothetical. Gene Ontology annotation, biological process: regulation of DNA-templated transcription; DNA-templated transcription. Gene Ontology annotation, cellular component: nucleus. NCBI's taxonomy places the organism in Eukaryota, Fungi, Basidiomycota, Ustilaginomycetes, Ustilaginales, Ustilaginaceae. The record is from RefSeq and is a predicted model, not a curated record. The coding region runs from base 1 to 2928 and encodes 975 amino acids. The transcript is spliced from 2 exons. Gene Ontology annotation, molecular function: DNA binding; zinc ion binding; DNA-binding transcription factor activity, RNA polymerase II-specific.